Molecule: messenger RNA, 887 nt
Organism: Sinocyclocheilus grahami
Lineage: Eukaryota; Metazoa; Chordata; Actinopteri; Cypriniformes; Cyprinidae
Gene: epm2a
Product: EPM2A glucan phosphatase, laforin
Exons: 3
Coding region: 44-700 (218 amino acids)
Biological process (GO): protein dephosphorylation
Cellular component (GO): nucleus; cytoplasm
Molecular function (GO): carbohydrate phosphatase activity; protein tyrosine phosphatase activity
Source: RefSeq, a predicted model, not a curated record
UGGGCCUAAUCAUGACCGGCACUGUGUGUAUGACGACAGUAACAUGGUGGACGGGGUAUACUGCCAUCCGAUUGGUCACUGGAUCGAAGAGACAGGCCACACAGAUGAGAUGAAACACACUACCAACUUCUACUUUAGCAUAGCGGGACAGCAAGCCAUCCACUUCUCUCAGGUGCUGCCACGUGUCUGGUUGGGCAGCUGCCCUCGACGGGUCGAACAUGUAACCCUAAAACUGAAACAGGAACUGGGUGUUACAGCAGUGAUGAACUUUCAGACAGAAUGGGACGUCGUAAACAACUCACAUGGCUGCCGGCGUGACCUCAGUCAACCCAUGAGCCCAGAGACCAUGACACACCUGUACAAAGACUGUGGCCUUUCGUACAUCUGGAUCCCCACUCCAGACAUGAGCACAGAAGGUCGCACAAAGAUGCUGCCGCAGGCCGUGUUCUUGCUCUAUGGACUGCUGGAGAACGGUCACACAGUGUAUGUUCACUGUAACGCAGGAGUGGGUCGUUCCACUGCGGCCGUGUGUGGACUCCUGAUGUAUGUGUUAGGCUGGAGACCCAGGAAAGUGCAGUACUUCCUCACUGCCAGAAGAGCGGCAGUCUAUAUCGAUGAAGAAGCACUGGUGAGGGCCGAAAAUGACUUUCAUGUGAAGUUUGGACGACUCCGUCCAUCUGUCUGCAACCCAGAGACAUAAGAGCAGCGCCCUCUACUGGAUGGGAGGACAUGGGGACUUCAGUUUUAUAAUGUGAAAGCAGUUAACACCAUUAAAAAACUAGAUUUCAAUAUUGUCACACAUUGAUUACUUAUAAUCCAGUGUUUUUAAAAAUACCCCAAUAUAUUGUUUGUACACUGCCCUUCAAAAGUUCAGUUCCAAAACAUAU